CACGGAUAGCACAGGUGCAGAUAAUCAGCUGUUGUGAUUGAUUUCCUCCAACUCACGCACCGUACCGGAUACCCAAAUCUUUCACUCUGUUCGGAUACAGUCAAGGCGACAGGAUCAGGACGGGAGCAGUUCCAGCUCCUCAGCUCUAAAACCAACCCAACAUGGAGGUCUCUAAAUUUGGACUAAUAUGGGCCAUUGUUCUUAUAUCCAUGAUUGUGGCAGUGCAGGGGCAGAGGAAGAAAGCAGGACCCCCUCUGAAUGUACAGACCACUGGCCACACCCAAACAUCGGUAUCGUUGGCAUGGACUGCACCUAAAAAGUUGCCCGUUGGUGGUCAUACCAUCAGUGGCUAUAAGAUUCUAUACAAACAGGAGGGUCAGUCAGAUGCGUCAGGAAAGAAAAUUGAUGUACCAACUGAUCCAUCAUAUACAGUUACAGAUCUUGCUCCUGGUACUACAUACAUGUUCAAAAUUGCCACCAUCACUAGUAAUGGAAAGGUUGGUGGAUUUUCAUCAUGGAAGCAAGACCGCACAGAGGAUGCACCAGCAACUCCUCCACCAGACCCACCUAGUAACGUGCAGGGCUCAGCAGAUGGGACAAACAUUAACAUGGAGUGGACCCCAUCCAGGUCUCAGGUCGAUGGCUACGUGGUCAGCUACGGAAAGAACUCUGUGGAUGAGAAUAGCAUGGAGGUCAGUCAAGAUCAAAGGGGUGCUACAAUCAGUGGACUAGAUGCUGGAGCUACCUAUCAAGUAGCUGUCCAGUCGGUCAGUGGCGGACAAAGAAGUUCAGCUGAAACAUUUAGCGCAACAACAGCUUCCCCCGUACCUUCAGCAGCUGGUAACCUUCGUCUGCGCUCCACGUCUGACAGCAUUGAUGCAGAGUGGGCUCAUAAUAGUGCAGAGCAGGAUGGUGUGACUGGGUUUGAGGUAUCUGUAGGCCCAGACUCUAACCCAACAGAACAGACCGUCAAUUUAGGCAGCUCUGAUCGAUUCACCACUGUAUCAGGUCUACAGCCUGAUCAAGUCUAUGUCGUGUCUGUCACAGCUCAGAAUGAGUUUGGAAGCAGUCAGCCUGUAUCGGACAAGAUCAGUACACAGGCUGCCAGUGGAGGAGGUGGAGGUGGAGGAGCUGCCAAUUCUCCUCCAAAUGGGAUGCAAAUCAGAGAAGGUUCUGAUAGAGCAACAGUCACCUGGGAACCUGCAACUAAUGAUGUAGAUGGCUACAAUGUCAACAUGGGCACUGAGGCCAACCCAAAUCAGUUUACACAACGUGUUCCUAGUGGGCAGAGGAGGAGGUUUAAACAAGAUGGGCUUGAACCUGAUACAGAUUAUCAAGUUUCAAUUAAGUCUUUUGAUGCAGAAGGGGAAAGUGACCCUAUUCAACAAGGCUUUAGGACAAAGCCUAGGGAAACCCGUACCCGCGGCCCCCGCCGUCCAAGUGGUACCAAAGUGAAGAGUCGUUACGACUCAUUAGGUGUUGAAUGGGAAGAACCUGAAGGAGAUGAUGUAACUGGAUACAGAUUAGAAGCUGGACCUCCUUCAAACCCUCGCCAGUUUACAAGGGACUUUGAACCGGGCACAACAAGUGCAGACAUCCCAGACUUAACACCAGAUACAGAUUAUCAGGUCAAUUUGUAUUCUACCUCCGCAUCUGGAGACAGUGAACCUGUAAGAAGGAAAGCAAGAACAAGGCAAGCCAGACGCCCACAGCGCCCCCAACGUACAAGAGCAACUUCAUCUAGUACUGAUUCUAUUGAUGUCAACUGGCAAGCACCAAGAGAUGAUAGUGUUACUGGAUACAGGGUGGAUGUUGGUAUUCCUUCUGAUCCACAAAGAAGCUUUUCUCAGCGAUACCCUGCUAGAACAAACAGGGCCUCCAUCCCAGGCCUGAAUGAAAACUCAGAAUACCAAGUCAGUGUAGUUUCUACCUCGGAAUCUGGAGAGAGUGAGCCUGUAAGAAAGUCUGUGAAAACACAGGUUGGGGAUACAAGUCGUCCCCAAAGUCCAAACGGCAUGCGAGUGAGGGAAGGCACUGAGACAGCAACAGUCAACUGGGAAGCUGCAUCCGGUGAUGUUGAUGGCUAUGUUGUCAACAUGGGCACUGAGGCCAACCCAAAUCAGUUUACACAACGUGUUCCAAGUAGCAACAGAAGGAGGUUUAGGCAAGCUGGACUCGAACCUGAUACAGAUUAUCAAGUUUCAGUCAAGUCAGUUAAAGAAGGCAGAGAGAGUGAACCUAUCAAUCAAGGCUUUAGGACCAGGCCUAGACGAGCCGAGCCCACUAGGCCCCCGACCGGUGUGAGAGUGAACACAAGAUACGAUUCCAUGGGAGUUCAGUGGGAAGAACCUGAAGAUGAGAAUGUUAAUGGAUACAGAUUGGAAGUUGGAACUCCUGAUGAUCCUCAGCAGUUUGUAGGGGAAUAUGCUCGUGGCACAGACUCAGCCGUUGUCCCAGACUUAGAUCCAGAUACAGCUUAUCAAGUCAAGCUUGUAUCUACCUCCGAGUCAGGAGAAAGUUCACCUGUAAGAAGGAGAGCUAGAACAAGGCGAAACCGACGUCCAAAGCGCCCCCAACGUACUAGAGCAACUUCAUCAAGUCCUGAUUCCAUUGAUGUCAACUGGCAAGAUCCAGAUGAUGAAAACGUUGAUGGAUACAGGGUGGAUGUUGGAUCACCAUCUAAUCCUCGGUCAAAGUUCUCUCAGCGAAUCCCUCGAGGAACCAAUUCAGUCAGUGUUCCAGGACUGGAUCCAGAUUCAGAUUACCAAGUCAGUGUAGUAUCCACCUCACCAUCUGGAGAGAGUGAGCCUGUAAGGAAGACUGCAAGCACACAGAGGCGUGGUUCUGGAGGUGUCUCCCCUCCAAAUGGCAUGAGGUUGAAUGAAGAACCUACUUCUGUGAGAGUGAACUGGGGUGCAUCAGGAAGUGACAACAUUGAUGGCUACACUGUCAACAUAGGGCCCCCAAGCAACCCAACUCAGUUCUCUCAAAAUGUUCCCAAGACCACCACAAGUUUAAGGCAAAAGGGCCUUCGUCCAAAUACAGAUUACCAAGCUUCUGUCAAGGCAUAUGGCUCAGAUGGGGAAAGUGAUCCCCUUCAACAAGGUUUUAGGACAAAGCCUAAGCAAACUCGAGGUCCCAAGGUCCCAGUCAACACCAGGGCAAACUCGCGCUACGAUGCAAUAGCACUCAGAUGGGAUGAACCCGAUGAUGACAGUGUUACUGGAUACAGAGUGGAAGUUGGGACUCCUAAUGAACCUAACCAGGCCUCUUGGAAUUUCCCUCGGGGCACAAGAGAUUUCACCAUUCCAGACCUAGACCCAGAUUCAGAUUAUGAUGUCAAAUUAUAUUCCACCUCACCAUCAGGGGAUAGUGAACCAAUCAGAAGGAAAGGAAGAACAAGACGCAACCGACGCCCAAGGCGUCCAGCCCGUGCUAAGGUGAACCCAAGCUCUAAUUCUAUAGAUGUCAGCUGGGAUGAUGCAAAAGGAGAUAAUGUUGAAGGAUACAGGUUGGAUGUUGGAACACCAUCUAAUCCACGGCAAUUCUCACAGCGAUUUCCUCGGGACACAACCAGGGCCACUGUCCCAGGUCUAGACCCAGAUACAGAUUAUCAAGUUCAAAUAGUAACCAAUGCAGCUGGCAGAGAGAGUGAACCAUUAACAAAGCCUGCAAGGACAAGGCCAGGUCCAUCAACAGGUGGAUCCCCAGGAAGAGCAGCAGACUCUCCUCCUAAUGGGAUGCAAAUCAGAGAAGGUCCUGAUAGAGCGACAGUCAACUGGGAACCUGCAACCAAUGACGUAGACGGUUAUGUUGUCAACAUGGGCACUGAGGCCAACCCAAACCAGUUUACACAACGUGUUCCAAGUAGUGACAGAAGGAGGUUUAAACAAGAUGGACUUGAACCUGAAACUGAUUAUCAAGUUUCUAUCAAAUCAUUUGACUCAGAAGGGGAAAGUGAGCCUAUUCAACAAGGCUUUAGGACAAGGCCUAGGCGAAGCCGCAGCCCCCAGGCCCCAACUGGUACCAAAGUAAACAGACGAGUAGACUCAUUGGGAGUUGAGUGGGAAGAGCCUGAAGGAGAUGAUGUAACUGGAUACAGAUUAGAAGCUGGACCUCCUUCGAACCCUCGCCAAUUUACAAGGGACUUUGAACCAGGCACAACUAGUGCAGAUAUUCCUGGCUUAACACCAGAUACAGAUUAUCAGGUCAAUUUGUAUUCUACCUCCAGAUCUGGAGACAGUGAACCUGUAAGAAGAAAAGCAAGAACAAGGCCAACACGACGUCCCCAGCGCCCACAACGCACUAGAGCGAGUUCAUCAAGUCCUGAUUCCAUUGAUGUCAACUGGGAAGCACCUACAGAUGACAGUGUUGAUGGAUUCAGAGUUGAUGUUGGAACUCCUGCUGAUCCACGUAGAGACUUCUCAAGGCGAUACCCUACUGGAACAACAAGGGCCUCUAUUCCAAACCUAAACCCAGACUCACAAUACCAAGUCAGUGUAGUAUCCACCUCACAAUCUGGAGAGAGUGAACCAGCAAGGAAGCCUGUUAGAACUCAAGGUGACGGUAACCGACGCCCCUCCCGUCCAAAUGGCAUGCAAGUAAGGGAAGGUAUCGAGUCAGCGACAGUGAAUUGGGAACCCGCAACCAAUGAUGUAGACGGUUACAUUGUCAACAUGGGCACUGAGGCCAACCCAAAUCAGUUUACACAACGUGUUCCUAGUGGGGAAAGAAGGCGGUUUAGGCAAAAUGGGCUUGAACCUGAUACAGAUUAUCAAGUUUCUGUCAAGUCAUUCGAUUCAAAUGGAGAAAGCGAACCUAUUCAAAGGGGCUUUAGGACAAGACCUAGACGACCCCAAACCACCAAGUCUCCAAAUAGUGUCAGAACAAAACCGAGAUACGAUUCUAUGGGAGUGCAGUGGGAAGAACCUGAAGAUGAGAAUGUUGAUGGAUACAGACUGGAAGUUGGAACACCCUCUGAUCCCCGCCAGUUUGUAAGGGAAUUUGAUCGUGGCACGACUGCUGCCAAUGUUCCAGGUUUAGACCCAGAAACAGAUUAUCAAGUCAAUCUAGUAUCUACAUCUCCAUCUGGAGAUAGUGAACCUGUAAGAAGGAGAGCUAGAACAAGGCGAACACGGCGUCCAAAACGCCCCCAACGCACUAGAGCAACUUCAUCAAGGCCUGAUUCCAUUGAUGUCAACUGGCAAGAUCCAGAUGAUGAAAGUGUUGAUGGAUACAGGGUGGAUGUUGGAACACCAUCCAAUCCUCGGUCAAAAUUCUCUCAGCGAAUCCCUCGAGGAACCAAUUCAGUCAGUGUUCCAGGCCUAGAUGAAGAUUCAGAUUACCAAGUCAGUGUAGUAUCCACCUCACCAACUGGAGAGAGUGAGCCUGUAAGAAAGUCUGUUAAAACACAGAGGUCUAGUCCGCAGAGCAUCUCCUCUCCAAAUAGUAUGCGGUUGGAUGAAGAACCUUCUUCUGUGACAGUUAAUUGGGAUCCCUCAGGAAGUGAUAACAUUGAUGGCUACACUGUCGACAUAGGGACCCCAAGCAACCCAACUCAGUUCUCUCAAAAUGUUCCCAAGACCACCAAAAGUUUAAGGCAAAAGGGCCUUCGUCCAAGUACAGAUUACCAAGUUUCUGUCAAGGCAUAUGGCUCAGAUGGGGAGAGUGAUCCUAUUCAACAAGGGUUUAGGACAAAGCCUAAGCGAAGUCGAGGCCCUGCACCCCCAGUUAACACCAAGGCAAAUACACGCUACGAUUCAAUAGCAGUCAAAUGGGAUGAACCUGAUGAUGAAAAUGUCAAUGGAUAUAGACUUGAAGUUGGGACUCCUGAUGAACCUAACCAGGCCUCUUGGAAUUUCCCUCGAGGCACAAGAGAUUUCACCAUUCCAGACCUAGACCCAGAUACAGAUUAUGACGUCAAGUUAUAUUCCACCUCACCAUCAGGGGAUAGUGAACCAAUCAGAAGGAAAGGAAGAACAAGACGCAACCGCCGUCCAAAACGCCCAGCCCGUUCUAAAGUGAACCCAAGCUCUGAUUCUCUGGACGUAAGUUGGGAUGAAGCAAAAGGAGACAAUAUUGACGGAUACAGGGUGGAUGUUGGAACUCCUUCUAACCCAAGACAGUUCACACAGCGAGUCCCUCGUGGAACAACAAGGGCAUCUUUCCCAGGUCUAGACCCAGACACAGAUUAUCAAGUUAACAUAGUAUCUACUGCAGGAGUUGAAGAAAGUGAACCAUUAACAAAGGCUGCUAGGACAAGAGCAUCUGAGUCCAGGCCAAGUCCAGGAGCAGAAAGGUCUCCUCCAAAUGGGAUGCAAAUCAGAGAAGGGCCUGAUAGAGCGACAGUGAACUGGGAACCUGCAACCAAUGAUGUAGAUGGUUAUGUUGUCAACAUGGGCACUGAGGCCAACCCAAAUCAGUUUACACAGCGUGUUCCAAGUAGUGACAGAAGGAGGUUUAAACAAGAUGGACUUGAACCUGAAACUGAUUAUCAAGUUUCUAUCAAAUCAUUUGAUUCAGAAGGGGAAAGUGAGCCUAUUCAACAAGGCUUCAGGACAAGGCCUAGGCGAACCGGCAGUCCCCAGCCCCCAACUGGUACAAAAGUGAACAGACGAGUAGACUCAUUGGGUGUUGAGUGGGAAGAACCUGAAGGAGAUGAUGUAACUGGAUACAGAUUGGAAGCUGGACCUCCUUCAAACCCCCGCCAGUUUACAAGGGACUUUGAACCGGGCACAACUAGUGCAGACAUCCCAGGCUUAACACCAGAUACAGAUUAUCAGGUCAAUUUGUAUUCUACCUCCAGAACAGGAGACAGUGAACCUAUAAGAAGGAAUGCUAGAACUAGGCCAACAAGACGUCCACAGCGCCCCCAACGCACUAGAGCAAGUUCAUCAAGUCCUGAUUCCAUUGAUGUCAACUGGGAAGCACCUACAGAUGACAGUGUUGAUGGAUUCAGAGUUGAUGUUGGAACUCCUGCUGAUCCACGUAGAGACUUCUCAAGGCGAUACCCUACUGGAACAACAAGGGCCUCUAUUCCAAACCUAAACCCAGACUCACAAUAUCAAGUCAGUGUAGUAUCCACCUCACCAUCUGGAGAGAGUGAACCUGCAAGGAAGCCUGUGAGAACUCAAGGUGACGGUAACCGACGCCCCUCCCGUCCAAAUGGCAUGCAAGUAAGGGAAGGUAUCGAGUCAGCGACAGUGAAUUGGGAACCCGCAACCAAUGAUGUAGACGGUUACAUUGUCAACAUGGGCACUGAAGCCAACCCGAAUCAAUUUACACAACGUGUUCCUAGUGGGGAAAGAAGGAGGUUUAGGCAAAAUGGGCUUGAGCCUGAUACAGAUUAUCAAGUUUCUGUCAAGUCAUUUGAUUCAAACGGAGAAAGCGAACCUAUUCAACGGGGCUUCAGGACAAGACCUAGACGACCCCAAACCACCAAGUCUCCAAAUAGUGUCAGAACAAAACCGAGAUACGAUUCUAUGGGAGUGCAAUGGGAAGAACCUGAAGAUGAGAAUGUCGAUGGAUACAGACUGGAAGUUGGAACACCCUCUGAUCCCCGCCAGUUUGUAAGGGAAUUUGAUCGUGGAACGACGGCUGCCAAUGUUCCAGGUUUAGACCCAGAAACGGAUUAUCAAGUCAAUCUAGUAUCUACAUCUCCAUCUGGAGACAGUGAACCUGUAAGAAGGAGAGCUAGAACAAGGCGAACACGACGUCCACAGCGCCCCCAACGUACGAGAGCAACUUCAUCUAGUCCUGAUUCCAUUGAUGUCAACUGGCAAGAUCCAGAUGAUGAAAGUGUUGAUGGAUACAGGGUAGAUGUUGGAACGCCAUCCAAUCCUAGGUCAAAGUUCUCACAGCGAAUCCCUCGAGGAACCAAUUCAGUCAGUGUUCCAGGCCUAGAUGAAGAUUCAGAAUACCAAGUCAGUGUAGUAUCCACCUCACCGACUGGAGAGAGUGAUCCUGUAAGAAAGUCUGUCAGAACACAGAGGCCUAGUCCGCAGAGCAUCUCUUCUCCCAAUGGUAUGCGGUUGGAUGAAGAAAGUUCUUCUGUGACAGUUAAUUGGGAUCCAUCCGGCAGUGAUAAUAUUGAUGGCUACACUGUCAACACAGGGACCCCAAGCAACCCAACUCAGUUCUCUGAAAAUGUCCCCAAGACAACCACAAGUUUAAGGCAAAAGGGCCUUCGUCCAAGUACAGAUUACCAAGUUUCUGUCAAGGCAUAUGGCUCAGAUGGGGAGAGUGAUCCUAUUCAACAAGGUUUUAGGACAAAGCCUAAGCGAAGACAAGGCCCUGCACCCCCAGUUAACACCAAAGCAAAUACACGCUACGAUUCAAUAGCAGUCAAGUGGGAUGAACCUGAAGAUGACAGUGUUACUGGAUACAGAGUGGAAGUUGGAACUCCUGAUGAACCUAACCAGGCCUCUUGGAAUUUCCCUCGGGGCACAAGAGAUUUCACCAUUCCUGACCUAGAUCCAGAUACAGAUUAUGACGUCAAAUUAUAUUCCACCUCACCAUCAGGGGAUAGUGAACCAAUCAGAAGGAAAGGAAGAACAAGACGCACCCGACGUCCAAAACGCCCAGCCCGUUCUAAAGUGGACCCAAGCUCUGAUUCUCUGGACGUAAGUUGGGAUGAAGCAAAAGGAGACAAUAUUGACGGAUACAGGGUGGAUGUUGGAACUCCUUCUAACCCAAGACAGUUCACACAGCGAGUCCCUCGUGGAACAACAAGGGCAUCUUUCCCAGGUCUAGACCCAGACACAGAUUAUCAAGUUAACAUAGUAUCUACUGCAGGAGUUGAAGAAAGUGAACCAUUAACAAAGGCUGCUAGGACAAGAGCAUCUGGGUCCAGGCCAAGGCCAGGAGGAGCUGCCAAUUCUCCUCCAAAUGGGAUGCAAAUCAGAGAAGGUCCUGAUAGAGCUACAGUGAACUGGGAACCUGCAACCAAUGAUGUAGACGGUUAUGUUGUCAACAUGGGCACUGAGGCCAACCCAAAUCAGUUUACACAACGUGUUCCAAGUAGUGACAGAAGGAGGUUUAGGCAAGAUGGACUUGAACCUGAAACAGAUUAUCAAGUUUCUAUCAAAUCAUUUGAUUCAGAAGGGGAAAGUGAGCCUAUUCAACAAGGCUUCAGGACAAGGCCUAGACGAACCGGCAGUCCUCAGCCCCCAACUGGUACCAAAGUGAACAGACGAUAUGAUUCAUUGGGUGUUGAAUGGGAAGAACCUGAAGGAGACGAUGUAACUGGAUACAGAUUAGAAGCUGGACCUCCUUCAAACCCUCGCCAAUUUACAAGGGACUUUGAACCGGGCACAACUAGUGCAGACAUCCCAGGCUUAACACCAGAUACAGAUUAUCAGGUCAAUUUGUAUUCUACCUCCAGAUCAGGAGACAGUGAACCUGUAAGAAGGACUGCUAGAACUAGGCCAACACGACGUCCAAAGCGUCCCCAACGCACUAGAGCGAGUUCAUCAAGUCCUGAUUCCAUUGAUGUCAACUGGGAAGCACCUACAGAUGACAGUGUUGAUGGAUUCAGAGUUGAUGUUGGAACUCCUGCUGAUCCACGUAGAGACUUCUCAAGGCGAUACCCUACUGGAACAACAAGGGCCUCUAUUCCAAACCUAAACCCAGACUCACAAUACCAAGUCAGUGUAGUAUCCACCUCACCAUCUGGAGAGAGUGAACCUGCAAGAAAGCCUGUCAGAACUCGAGGCGACGGUACUAGACGCCCCUCCCGUCCAAAUGGCAUGCAAGUAAGGGAAAGUAUCGAGUCAGCGACAGUGAAUUGGGAACCUGCAACCAAUGACGUAGAUGGUUACAUUGUCAACAUGGGCACUGAGGCCAACCCAAAUCAGUUUACACAGCGUGUUCCAAGUGGGGAAAGAAGGAGGUUUAGGCAAGAUGGGCUUGAACCUGAUACAGAUUAUCAAGUUUCUCUUAAGUCAUUUGAUUCAAACGGAGAAAGCGAACCUAUUCAAAGGGGCUUCAGGACAAGACCUAGACGACCCCAAACCACCAAGUCCCCGACUGGUGUCAGAACAAACCCACGAUACGAUUCUAUGGGAGUGCAAUGGGAAGAACCUGAAGAUGAGAAUGUUGAUGGAUACAGACUGGAAGUUGGAACACCCUCUAAUCCCCGCCAGUUUGUAAGGGAAUUUGAUCGUGGAACGACGGCUGCCAAUGUUCCUGGUUUAGACCCAGAAACAGAUUAUCAAGUCAAUCUAGUAUCUACAUCUCCAUCUGGAGACAGUGAACCUGUAAGAAGGAGAGCUAGAACAAGGCGAACACGACGUCCACAGCGCCCCCAACGUACGAGAGCAACUUCAUCAAGGCCUGAUUCCAUUGAUGUCAACUGGCAAGAUCCAGAUGAUGAAAGUGUUGAUGGAUACAGGGUAGAUGUUGGAACACCAUCCAAUCCUAGGUCAAAGUUCUCACAGCGAAUCCCUCGAGGAACCAAUUCAGUCAGUGUUCCAGGCCUAGAUGAAGAUUCAGAAUACCAAGUCAGUGUAGUAUCCACCUCACCGACUGGAGAGAGUGAUCCUGUAAGAAAGUCUGUCAGAACACAGAGGCCUAGCCCGCAGCGCAUCUCCCCUCCAAAUCGCAUGCGGUUGGAUGAAGAACCUUCUUCUGUGACAGUUAAUUGGGAUCCCUCAGGAAGUGAUAACAUUGAUGGCUACACUGUCGACAUAGGGACCCCAAGCAACCCAACUCAGUUCUCUCAAAAUGUUCCCAAGACCACCACAAGUUUAAGGCAAAAGGGCCUUCGUCCAAGUACAGAUUACCAAGUUUCUGUCAAGGCAUAUGGCUCAGAUGGGGAGAGUGAUCCUAUUCAACAAGGGUUUAGGACAAAGCCUAAGCGAAGUCGAGGCCCCAAAGCCCCAACCAACACCAAGGCAAAUACACGCUACGAUUCAAUAGCAGUCAAGUGGGAUGAACCUGAAGAUGACAGUGUUACUGGAUACAGAAUGGAAGUUGGGACUCCUGAUGAACCUAACCAGGCCUCUUGGAAUUUCCCUCGAGGCACAAGAGAUUUCACCAUUCCAGACCUAGAUCCAGAUACAGAUUAUCAAGUCAAAUUAUAUUCGACGUCACCAUCAGGAGAUAGUGAACCCAUCACAAGGAGAGGAAGAACAAGACGCAACCGACUUCCAAAACGCCCAGCCCGUUCUCGAGUGAACCCAAGCUCUGAUUCUCUGGAUGUAAGUUGGGAUGAAGCAAAAGGAGACAAUAUUGAUGGAUACAGGGUGGAUGUUGGAACUCCUUCUAACCCAAGACAGUUCACACAGCGAAUUCCUCGUGGAACAACAAGGGCAUCUUUCCCAGGUCUAGACCCAGACACAGAUUAUCAAGUUAACAUAGUAUCUACUGCAGGAGUUGAAGAAAGUGAACCAUUAACAAAGGCUGCUAGGACAAGAGCAGCUGGGUCCAGACCAAGUCCAGGAGGAGCAGCAAACUCUCCUCCAAAUGGGAUGCAAAUCAGAGAAGGUUCUGAUAGAGCUACAGUCAACUGGGAACCUGCAACAAAUGAUGUAGAUGGUUAUGUUGUCAACAUGGGCACUGAGGCCAACCCAAAUCAGUUUACACAGCGUGUUCCAAGUAGCGAGAGAAGGAGAUUUAGGCAAGAUGGACUUGAACCUGAAACAGAUUAUCAAGUUUCUAUCAAAUCAUUUGAUUCAGAAGGGGAAAGUGAGCCUAUUCAACAAGGCUUCAGGACAAGGCCUAGGCAAUCCACAAGCCCAAAGCCCCCAACUGGUACCAGAGUGAACAGACGAUACGAUUCAUUGGGUGUUGAAUGGGAAGAACCUGAAGGAGACGAUGUGGAAGGAUACAGAUUGGAAGUUGGAACUCCUUCUAAUCCUCGGCAGUUUACAAGAGACUAUGAACGUGGAACAACCAGUGCUGAUAUCCCAGGCUUAACACCAGAUACAGAUUAUCAAGUCAAUCUAGUAUCUACCUCCCCAUCUGGUGAAAGUGAACCUGUAAGAAGGAGUGCUAGAACAAGACCAACACGGCGUCCACAGCGCCCCCAACGUACGAGAGCAACUUCAUCAAGGCCUGAUUCCAUUGAUGUUAACUGGGAAGAUCCAGAUGAUGAAAAUGUUGAUGGAUACAGGGUGGAUGUUGGAACGCCAUCUGAUCCCCGGUCAAUGUUCUCUCAGCGAAUCCCUCGAGGAACCAAUUCAGUCAAUGUUCCAGGACUGGAUCCAGAUUCAGAUUACCAAGUCAGUGUAGUAUCCACCUCACCGACUGGAGAGAGUGAGCCUGUAAGAAAGUCUGCCAAAACACGGCGCAGUGGUUCUAGAGGAUCUUCCCCUCCGAAUGGCUUACGUUUGAACGAGGAUGCCGAUUCAGUGGAUAUCAACUGGGGACCUUCAGGCAGUGAUAACAUCGAGGGCUACAUCGUCAAUGUUGGGCCCCCUGACAACCCAACUCAGUUCUCUGAACGUGUUCCAAAAACAACCAGUUUCAGGCAAACUGGGCUGCGUCCUGAUAGGGAUUACCAGGUGUCUGUCCAAGCUUAUGGCCCAGACGGGGAAAGUGAGCCUGUUCGACAAGGUUUUAGGACACAGCCUAGUCGUAGCCGAAGCCCUAGGCGCCCAGUCAACACAAAGGCAAACCCACGCUAUGAUUCAAUAGCAGUCAGAUGGGAUGAACCUGAAGAUGACAGUGUUACUGGAUACAGAAUGGAAGUUGGAACUCCAUCUGAUCCCAACCAGUUCUCAAUGCCAUUUCCUCGGGGUACAAGAGAUUUCACUAUUCCAGACCUAGACCCAAGUACAGAUUAUCAAGUCAAAUUGUAUUCCACCUCACCAUCAGGAGAUAGUGACCCUGUCACAAGGAGAGCUAGAACAAGGAAAAAUCGACUGCCCAAAAAACCAUCUCCUACAAGAGUAACCCCUGGCGAUGAUUCUAUUGAUGUAACCUGGGGGCAACCAGAAGGAAGCAACAUCGCUGGAUACAGGUUGGAUGUUGGAACUCCCUCUAACCCACAACAAUUCUCAAGGAGACUCCCUGCUGAUGCAAGAAGUCUUUCUGUGGAUGGCCUAGACCCUGACACAGACUACCAAGUCAAUCUUGUAUCUACCUCACCAGAUGGAGAGAGUGAACCCGUAACAAGACAAACUCGAACAGGUUCCGCUGGUGAUGAAACUGCUCAGCCAGGUAUUCCAGAAACACCGUCUGGAGUAGAUGUCACAUCAGAAGGCAACAACCUGAGAGUAAGUUGGAACCCUCAAGAAGGCGCCACUGGCUAUAUUGUGCGAGCUGGAAGGGCAUCCAGGGGAUUUCCACCCAAUGAGGUUGAAGAGAGAGUGAAUAGCCGCAAAGACCAGAUUCUACUGAGAAAUCUGCAACCAGAUACAGACUUUGUGGUGACUGUCAGUUCUGUCAACCAAGCAGGAGAGAGCAGGCCUGCCAGGGCAACCGGCAGGACUGAACAAGCGCUUCCGGGUAGGCCAGAGGGUCUGGCUGCAGAGACCACUUCGACCAGUGCUACUCUGUCAUGGAGGGAACCAGGGACACUUAUUGAUGGAUAUCAACUUACACUAGGAACUGUUACAUUCCCAGACAUCUUUUCAAAAAAGCUGGGACCCAAUACAAAUGAAUACACAUUUGAAGACUUGGAUCCAGACACCAUAUAUACAGCUGAGUUGACAAGCCUUAAUUCUGCUGGGAGUUCAAUGCCUAUCUCUGCUAAACUCAGGACAGAACCAGGUCCAGCUCGUAGCCCUCCUGAAGCUCCAAGCAGGAUGGAGCUGACAGCCACUCCCAGCCGCAUCAACAUCCAAUGGGAGCCUUCCAGGGGAGAUACCACUGGCUACAGGAUUAGGCUGACUGACCCUGCUACAGGAGAAACUGAUACUGUGGAGGUGGACCAAUUUCAGCAGAGUUAUGCCUUCGUUGACCUUGAUCCAGAGAAACAGUAUGAGGUGUCCAUCGAGUCCUUUAAUGAUGAAGGUUACAGCCGGCCACAAGUGGAUCGUGUCACUACAGGAGCAUUGCCUGGUGGUAGUGAGCAACCCCAGAAUGUGGACAUUGUUGCCACGGGAACUCGUAUCGAUGCCCACUGGAACCCACCUGUGCUUCCAGGAAAUGCUCGCCCCCACAGUUACCUAGUGAUUGCUGAAGCUGUAGAUGGAGAAGGCAACGUCCUUGGCCCUAGGGAAAGCAUCACAUUGCACCAUUCACAAACUGAAUACACUUUCACAGAUCUGCUGCCAGCCACAAGAUAUGUGGUAUCUGUGCAUGCAAACAUUGGAGGAGAGGUGACUAAUCCAAUUUCCCAAGAAGUUAUCACUACCAUGGAUGGUCCCAUACCUCCAAUCAACAUCAUGGCUGAACCUAUAUCACCGGAGGCCAUCUCUGUAUCGUGGGAUUUCCCUGUGGAGACCGGACCUCCUCCUGAAAUUGGUGGACGUCGUCCAGACAUCUACUACACUGUCCGAGUCAGCAAUCCAGAUGUAGGGGAUGUAUAUGCCAAUUCAAGAGAAAUGACUGCUGAUGUGGAGGGACUAACACCAGAUACUCUAUAUGACGUUCAGGUUGCUAUGGUUUACAAUGGAUUCAUCAGUGAUUAUGGAGAUCGCUUUUCUGUCAGAACCUUUAGUGAUGUGGAUCCUCGUUCACCCCAGUUCCCCACUGUAACUCAGGUCUUACUGGAGUCUGCAGACAACGUUCAUGCUACCCUCAACUGGCUUCCACCAAGGGAGGAUGCAGAUAAUGUCAGGUCAUACAACACAGAGUACACCAUGGCUGAAGACCCAACUUUGGAGGAUGUUGAGUGGGAUUCUGUGAGCUCUGAUCCAAGUGAUCUAGGUGUGGUGGUAUCCGACCUGCCUACCAAUGGUGUCGUCCACCACAGAACUCAACCCGUCUAUCAGGGAGGUGAAAAGGGACCGUUCUCGGUCAUACAGUCAUUUAGUACUCCAGUUGCUGAGAGACCAACACCAGAAGACCAACCUUGCCAAUCACAUGAGGAUGUGACACAUCAGAGGAUCAACCAGAUAACAGAGAGAACAGUUCCACCUCUUGGUAUGCCUCUUCCCUACUGUGACCAGUUCUUCACAGACUUCCCAUGCGUCUGGUCUCCAGUAUGCAUUUGUAUUCCCCGAGGUACCAAAUCACUUGGAGCACUACCCACAUCGAUCAGACCAGCAAGUGGACCAGGAUGUUCAUCAGCCCAGCAACAACGAGAUGACCCCAGUGCCAUGUACCGUGAUGAGCCUAGGAGAAUCUCAGAGAUACCUAGUCCCUGCCAAGCUGUCUUUGAUGUGACCUUAGAGGCUAUCAAGGAGAGUCAUAAGAAUGCUAUACCUCUUAUGGCCUCCUCUCUACCUAGCUGCAGCGUGGAUGGCUAUUAUAACAGCAUCCAGUGUAUGGGAACAAUGUGUUUGUGUGUAGAUAGGAUGGGCGAACCAACUGGUGAGAUGACUGAAGUAUGGAAUGUCAAGAAGCUCAGAUGUACAUAAUGAGGAUCAUGGUAAAAUGGAGAGAGCUGCCUUUUCUUGCCUACUGGAACCAGCUACCUUCAUCCACCCCUCUACCAUGUUGUAGAUUUGUAUUUUUCUAUUGAACCAGAUGUAUUUUAUAUCCUCUGCUUUAAUAUAUCAUGGACAUCCUAAACAAAAGAAAGGGAUAAUUGUAUAUUACAAUUAUUGAAUCAUGCCUUUUUAUAAUCCAACUUAUGUAAAUUGUAAUUAUGCAAAAGCUUAAAGUUUGUACUUUAAAGCAUCUUAAGACAGUGUCUUCCAUCAUGAUGAUGGCGUUUGGAAUUGAAGUGAGCAGUAAGUAUUGUCUAUGACUUAAUUCCAGGUUAGUGUGAGAUUCGCUAUUUGCUGCUUUCAUUCAAGACUGUACUGUUGAGAAUUUUUAAAUAAAUGUUCAAUGUUGUAAUGUGCCGAUAGUGUUGCCAAAUACAUGGCGUGUGAUCAUUUUCAUCAACUCAAUAAAAUAUUCUUUCAAAAUUAGAGUGAAACCAAGCCAAGGUGGUUUAUGAGCAAAGGAUUAGGUUUAUAUGUGAGGGCAAGGAGAUUAUUUUGCUUUGUAUCCAUAUUUGUCAUUUGUGUGUUGAAAUACAUGUAUGAGUAAUCAGCUUACAGUAUGUUUGCUACUGUGGAAGCAUGUAUAUAUGAUUAGAAAACACCUUAAGGUAUUCCAAACAGCCACUAUGUAUGAACCAUAAAUUUGUUUCAUUUUACUUCGUUAACCUUUGAUUGAAUAAGACAGUUAUUAGCUGUUGCAAAUAUAAUUUUCGUUUUUUAUAUAGCUUAAGCCCAAUUAUGUACACAUUUUAUACAUGUUUAAAUUAGCCAAAGGGUGAACAUUUAGUGUAGGAUGUAUGUAUUCUUCACAUCAAUGAAAAAACAGGAUUGUAUGAGAAAGGAUGAAGUGUAAGUUUGUAUCACUAGGUGCCACUUUGUAGUUCAGUUUUAGAACUUUAAGUUGAAAGGAUAAAACAUUUUGUUCCUUUGAUAGAAAAGGAAAUUUUAGAAAAUUAUUUUAAAGUAAGUUUUGUAGUAGUUGCAACAAUAAUUUUCUAAAAAUGUGCAAGUAACUCCUGUAUGCGAAUAAAGCCAACCCUCUUCAAAGAAUACAAUGAAAUAAAAAAACGUCUUCUGAUUAAUAAAAAA
Messenger RNA from Strongylocentrotus purpuratus (purple sea urchin), 16628 nucleotides. Its product is annotated as tenascin-X. The record is from RefSeq and is a predicted model, not a curated record. The transcript is spliced from 60 exons. The coding region runs from base 162 to 15467 and encodes 5101 amino acids. Gene Ontology annotation, molecular function: protein binding. Lineage: Eukaryota; Metazoa; Echinodermata; Echinoidea; Camarodonta; Strongylocentrotidae.